This is a messenger RNA of Iphiclides podalirius (scarce swallowtail), 4191 nucleotides long. The record is from the annotation of a GenBank genome assembly. Lineage: Eukaryota; Metazoa; Arthropoda; Insecta; Lepidoptera; Papilionidae.
AUGAACGAAGACAGCGAGGUAAAAGCUCCAGUCACCAGACUUCGGAGAAGAAUAUCUGUAGAGCAGUCUGAAGACGGAAAGUCACCGGCACUAAGCACUCCAACAAAGAAAAGAGGUGGUAGGAAGGUAGCAAAACCUGAACUGGAUCUUAUAGAUGAAAAUGUAGCAGAGAGUAAUUUGAAGAAGACAACAAAGAAAAACAUUCCAAAGGAUAUUGCUGAGACUGUGGAAGAUAAGCCUAUAACACCAUCAAGAAGAAGUGCAAGAAUUAAAUCUAAUACUAGUAUUGUGUCAGACACAGUACAAAAUGUUGACUCACCUAGAGCUAAAAGGGCUGCAAGAAGGACUUCUCAAGUUGGAAGUGACUCUGAGAUGUCCCUGACUCCUGCUCGGCAAACUAGACGAACCAGAAAAGACUCUACAUCAAGUAUUGAAAAGCAUGUAGAUUCUGCAGUAAAUAGGACUCAAAUUCCUGAAGUUAUCAAAGAAGAAGCAGAAAAUGCCGCUAAGUCAAUCUCGAAUGAAUCAAAAACCUUAGACAAUGAAAGCACGACACCAACCUCUCUGCGUCAAAGCCCUCGACUUUUAAACAAGAAAUCAAGAUUGAGCAAUUCAUCAGCACUAGAUGAGAAUAAAAAUAGUAGUUUUGAAAAAUCAGACUCAGACUCUGAACAGGAAUUAGAAACAAAUAAAAAUUUUAGUUUAUUAGACAAUGAAGCUGAAGAAGUGAGUGAUAAAUAUGAAUCUGGAGACAGCCAAGAUGAAGAGGAGAGGCAAUACGAAAAAGAUAAUGAAAUUGUAGAAAAGGGUGAAACAUUGACAACUGAAGAUGAACUAUCUAAUGAUUCAGAUUAUGAAAAGGAUUCAUUCUUGGUUACUUCUGAUGAUGAAGACAAUGAGUUGCUUAGUGAUAGUAUAAAUAGUUCAGAUUUAAAUAAAGAAAACACGAAAAACUCCAUCAAAAAAGAAAAAGAAAAUUUCAUUCCUUUGAAGAAAUCUGAAGCAAAAACAGACAUUCGUGCAAAAAAAGAUCUUAUUAAAACCAAAAAUGCCGAUGCACCAUUUUUUGUGGACACAAUUGGCAAUCAUUCAGAGUCAUCACUGUAUGAAGAAAAAGUGUAUGAAAAAAUUACGAACAAUGCAUCACAGAGAAGUGAUGAUACCAGCGAAUCUAAUGAACCUCUUGAAAUUUCAUACAGAAAAGAGAAUAGCAAUGAAAGAAUAAAAAAAAAUAACAAGACAAUUGAUGCUGAUGAGAUAGACAUUGCUACUGAAUCAUUGACAGCCAAAUCCUUGCUGAGGACACCUCAAAGUGAAAAAAAUGUGUCACAUAUUGAAAGCUUUUCUGAUACUUCUUUGCAUAAAAAAACUAAAUGUGACGUUAAAAGGAAAGAUACAUCAGAUUCAUUCAAUGUUUCGAAUUUAGAUGUCUUCUUUUCUACUGAGAAUAUAGUCCAAAGCAACAAUAGCAAAUUAGUCAGCAAAACACCAGAUAGUGAGAAAAAGAAAAUGAAAAGAUUGUCAAAAUCAAAUAUUUCUGAGAUUGAACAUCCUAAACUAGAAAUUAAUACAUCAAUUACUAAAACUCCAAACAGUGAAAAGAAAAAAAGGAAGAAACUUUCAGAAUCAUUUACUAUAUCUGAAGUCGAGAAUGCAGAAACUAUAAAUUUAAUUGACAAAAUGUCAUUUGAAUGUAUGGAUAAAGAAAAGAGCGAAAAAAAGAAAAAAUCUCAGGCAAAGAAUUUUGAAACAGAGGCGGAAAUCAACAAUAUUAAAACAAUUGAGGCAGCAGAUGAGAUUACAACAAAUCAAGACAAUAAUACAAGUAACAAAAUUACAAAGAAACGUAAAAGGUCUUCUACAAUGUCUUCAUUUGAUGUUGCUUUAGAUGACACAUCCGGUACUAUAACCACAAAUGAUUCCAUGAUCAAUAAAAAAAAGAAACUUAAAUUAACGCAAAAGUCUGAAGAAAAUUAUACUACAGAUGUAUUAAUUGUCAAUGAGGACAUAGAAAAUGAAGCUGCACAGGAUAUUGUGUUUGAUAUGUCAGCUAAAAAGUUAAUUGCAUCACAAAUGUCUGACUCUAAGAAAAAAGUCACUCAAAGAAUAUCGGCAGACUUGAAAAUUGACAAUAAAUGCAAUGUAUCAAAUGCUAAAGACCUCCAACAUGACGUUAAAAAAUAUGAAGAUGAUACAGACUCAGUUAAAACUAAAUCAAAUACCGAUAAAUAUAAAAAAAGGAAAAAUAGAGAAGAUGAUAUUGAUGCAAACAAAGCUCUUAAGGUCCGUAAGGAAAACUCAUUUGAUCAUAUUCAUAUAUCUCGAUUACCACCUUCAAUUUUGACUCAAUUAGAUGACAAACCCAAUAAAAACAAAAAUAAUAAUACGAAACAUAAACAUAAGGAUAUUUAUGUGAAUAAAUAUUCGGCGUGCUUAGAUAUGGAUCUAUACAUAACCGAUUCACUCCAGGAUAUGCUGGAUAUGGAUAUCAAAAAUGAAAUAGCAACAGAUCUAAGCAGUAUCACAGACUUCCCAGACUCGCUAGGAUUAAAUUUCUCCGAACUGCCACCUUUACUAGAUAUAGAUACGGACAAUUCAGUCACGUGGCUUAAUAACUCGUCUAGUUUCGUUCACAACUUAGAUUUAUACGGCUCCGAGGCAAAUGCUGUGAUGGUCAAUCCGAAUUCUGUAAUGCCUUCAACCUUCGCCGAUACACCGGUGAAGAACAUUGUAAAGGAGGAAGCGUCAAACCUCCUACUCACUUCAGCAGUCGGUGACGACACAAACAACACCAUAUCUCUAGCUAGUCCCAAAGAGGAGAAAAGCCAUCUGACUUUUUCGCCUAACGCAAUUAAAGUGGCCAAAGUACAGGAACCCGAUGAGCCCAAAAACAAAAAAACCACUGAGGACUCGACGCAAAUGUUAAUAUAUGUUCGGAAGCAAGACAAAAACGUAGUGAAGGAUUUACUCAAAGACUUGGACGUGGACUCAAAUAAAACCAGAUCAACACAAUCGGGUACACAUCAAACGGUACGCAUUAAAACUUCCCAACCGGAAGUGAUCAAGCUGAACAAUAAGAACUGCUCUAUACUAAACACCAGUCAGAAGAUGGCCCAGCAAAUAGGAACAAAAACAAUAAUCUCAGGCAAUAUACAUAUACUGGACGCGCAGCAAUCUAGGACAAUUUUGGCGAAUGGCAACAAGAAUCAAGCCACCAUUCUGAUAGACAAUUCGUCGCUGGGGGGCAAUAGGCAAAUUAUAAAAACUGCGGUUAAUGGAUCUUUUAAGGUCGACACCAGCCAAGGGAAGUUCGUGAAUACGAGCAGUAAGGCCAUCGUGGGGGAAUUCCCGAAACCAGCGUACUCUUAUUCGUGUUUAAUAGCAAUGGCACUAAAAAACUCUCGGACAGGAAGUUUGCCCGUAUCAGAGAUUUAUAAUUUCAUGUGUCAACAUUUCCCGUACUUCAAGACUGCCCCAAGCGGGUGGAAGAAUUCAGUGCGGCACAAUCUUAGCUUGAAUAAAUGUUUCGAAAAAAUUGAAAAGCCCUCUACGAACGGCAGUCAGAGGAAAGGUUGUUUGUGGGCGAUGAAUCCUUCGAAAGUCGGGAAAAUGGAUGAAGAGGUAUUGAAAUGGUCACGAAAAGAUCCGCAAGCCAUUAAAAAUGCUAUGGUUUAUCCAGAUAGCCUCGAGGCGUUGGAGAGAGGCGAGAUGAAAUACAGCGGGUUCGCGAGCGACACCGAAGCGGAGGACGAUGCGGAUCCCGACGCAGACGUCGAGCUUGACGCCGACCUCGAAAUCGACCCCGAGGUUAAGGAGGAAGUCGAGGAAGAAGAAACCAUUAUAGAACAAGAAGCGUCCGAUCAAGAGUUGGAAGUGGAAGAGGUAGUAGAGGGAACUGGAAUGGUUGGUGGCACUUACCGUCUACUUGCAACAGGGCCCUCCUCUCUCACGUCAUACAUAACGGAUAUUGAAUCAAGCGAAGAAGUUAGCGAUAUUGAAGUAUUGGACCAUUCAUAUGAAGAUAUUGAUAUUGAUGUAACUAAACCCGUGAAACUCAAUCUAUCAAUGACGGAAAAUUACACAAUUCAUUCAGCAAAAAGAGCAAAGACAAGUUACAUCUUUCAACCGGUGUCGACACCGACGCAUACAAGCAGACGGAAAACUCCUCUUGUGAACCGAGUGGCGUUAAUC